Paramecium pentaurelia is the source of this 580-nucleotide messenger RNA. NCBI's taxonomy places the organism in Eukaryota, Ciliophora, Oligohymenophorea, Peniculida, Parameciidae. The record is from the annotation of a GenBank genome assembly.
AUGAAUAAGUCUAACUAUUAUUAUUAUACUAAUGAUUCAAAUGAACUUCUUAGAAGAGACAGGUAAUAACAAUAUCAUCUAUUAUUAUAGAGACUUUCUAAUACAUUAAUAAAAAUUAGAAGAAAUAAAACGAUCAAAAAGUGCUAUAGGAUGCAAUAGAAGAACUAAAUCAAUAAAAUUACCAAAAUCAAUUAAUAUUAAAGAUGAAAUGAAAUAUGCUGAAAUUUAUCAUAACAAUUAAUUAUUGGCUACAAAUUUAGCUAGAAUACAUUCAAGACCAUCUUAGCUACCUCAAAAAACUCAAAAUUAUUAAAUUUCAUUGAAAUCUUCUUAAUCAAAAGAGAAAUUAAAUUAACAUACAUUUAAAAUAUUGGAUGAAAAUAUCAAUUUAUGCAAAAGAAUAUUAGAUUAACAAAGUUAGAUUGAUUUUAAAUAAAAAUUAUAGGAAUACAAAUAACAUAAAAAAAUUAAAUAAAGACUUUUAAAAGUUAAAAGAUAAUUUGAAUAAUAAGAAAAAUUAGGUUUUGAUUAAAGAUUUAAAUCAAAAUCUUUUAGUUAAGUUUAGAUGAAUAAAAUUUGA